AAAAAUCUCCCCAAAAGACGACGGAAAACAGCGGAAUUAUAAGUUCGGAAAGUGUAGUGAAAAUUAUCCGCGCAGUGUUCGCGUUCGCGAUUUUCGUCCCAGUUCCGGUGAAUCCUACCGUAGUGUGAAGCAAGCGUAGUGCAGGCCGGGUUUCCCCUACGACAUGAUGAAUUUCGCUCUUAGCAGCCAAUUCUAUAUCGAUGCUCUAGAACGUGCGAUUCACGAACAAGUUCCGCAGCACUUUCAAACGCUGGCGGAAGAAAACCAACUCAAUCCGUUCGAUCUCGUGCCGCUGGACAUGAUGACUACGGUGGUGGAUCCAUCGGCGGAUGGAAUCGCCUCCGUUGUCGGAGAGGAGAACGAAACAAAGUUUCUGCAGUCAGCGGAAAACCAGCAGCUGCAGCACCAGCAGCAGCAGUCCGACGAACAGCACAGUAGUAGUGGCAGCGAAGGCAACCCAUUCUGCGACAUCAAUGAUAAUAGUAUUCUGGUUGAGUUUGAAAAGAUAGACGAUGAGCUGGAUGAGGACGGAGGAUGUAAUAAAGAAAACAAUACUCUAUACGAAGACGGAGAGCCAUCGCAUGCCACUAUCACGAUCGAGGGUCCGGACAAUCAAAUACUGGCCCGGUAUCGGUGUAACUAUGGCAGCUGUAACCGAAGCUACAGCACGGUAGGCAACCUGCGGACACACAUGAAAACACACCGAGGUGAAUACAAGUUUAAAUGCACCGAAGAGGGUUGCACCAAAGCCUUCCUGACUUCCUACAGCCAGAAGAUUCACAUACGCGUCCACACAAAAGUGAAACCGUACAUCUGUAGUGAGAGCAGCUGCCGCAAAGCAUUCAACACACGGUACCGGCUGAGGGCGCACGAGCGGCUCCACAAUGGCGAAACGUUUAACUGCUCCGUCUGCCAGAAGGUUUUCACCACGCUGAGUGAUCUGAAGAAACAUUCGCGUGUUCACACUCAAGAGCGACCGUACAAAUGCAAAGAAGAUAAAUGUGGCAAAGCGUUUACUGCGUCGCAUCAUCUGAAAACGCACAUCCGGACACAUUCAGGCGAGCGACCCUUUGCGUGUAAGAUCAACGAUUGUAACAAAUCCUUCAGCACACCCCAUAGCCUGAAGACACAUUCAAAAACGCAUGAAAAAGCGAAGAAAAAGUUCUCCAAGUCUGCCAAGAUGAAGAAGGUUCGUUCAUCGGCUGAUGAUCAGGAAGCAGAAAUGUCCUCGUAUGAUAUAGUGGUUAUAGAGGAUGAGCAUGAAGCAGAUGGGACACAUGCAAUCGACAACGGGAAUGAUCAGACACCGAAUGUACAACAGGUUGAUAUGAUUUCGACCGCUCCUAGCAGCAUUGUGACUCCUGGGGAUGAAUUUAGCUUCGUACAGGUGAACGAUUUUCACGAAUCGAAGGCCCUCGAGCUGGCACUGGCCACGGAGGAAGAGCUUAACCCACAGUGGAUCGACAUUUCGAUGUUACAAACAAAACCGCUCGCCGCGCUCGAUCCUGUAACGUCCGCCUGUGUAGCGCUACCAACCAAUGUUCCGUCGUAUGUGGAUCUUUCCUUCAAUGUGAAUGUCGCUGACUAUCUACCGUCCACGGAAACGAAUGGAGUAACCACAUCCCCGGGUGGAGCGGUUCUUACCGGAGAUCUUGCCGCUGAUGGAUCACAGGUGUUUACCAUCGAAAAUUAUUUCGACGAAAAUUUGUUGGAAAGUGCCAACGCCACGGUACAGAUUGAUCGUGCAAUACAAAAUAGUGAAAAGCGUGCUGGCGGUGUGAAGCAAGAGGAACAGGAAGAAACGGAAAAAUUAAUCAACGAGCUGUUUGCCGAGGAGUUCCUGCCGAAACUAAAUACUGAUGCUAUGGGAAGAACGCAAGGGGGCGAACCAUUGGGAAGUAGUGGUUUCGUGUCGGUUAAUAAGAUGGAAAGCGCUCAAAACGAACCAAACAACAUGUUAAUGAACGCUCCGAUCGCUGCACCGGAUGUUUCGACGAAAACACUGAAGGACAUAACGGCCGAUGCAGAUAUUUGUCGUUGCGUCAACUGUCAGUGUGAUCCAUUGCAGGGAUGCAUUGGAGGAUGUGGUCCCGAGAAUCCUUGCCGUGGAACAACGGCCGUAAGUUCGGAAUUUAAUGUUUCUGCUUUGAUACCAACCAUGUCCCAGGCGCACGAUCGACACCAUACACAAAUGCAACAAGUAACGCCCAUUGAGGCGCAAUCCGCCGUACCAAGCGGUAUGGAUUUGCUGGCAAUACAGCAGCAACCUCAGCAAUCGAUUGAACCUCCAAAAUCGUUGCAAUCUUCUUGUUGUAAAGCAUCGAUAGCAGCCAGCGACAACGGUAUUGGUGGAAUCGGACCGAAGCUAACCGAUCAGCUGGAACCACUGACCAAUAUGCUGAAAAGCUUGCAGAACUGUUCCUGUGCUGGACCGCGGGAUGGUCAUUCGAAGGGUUGUUGUGUGGUCAUUUGUCUGAAGACGCUGGAAACGCUCAAAAAGGUACUGAGCACACACUCCAGUUUGAUCCACUGUCACAAUAGCAGUAGUGCCAUAAUCAACUGAGUGAUUCGAAACCGUCUGUCGGUUGGUGAGUGAGUUACACUUAGUGCAAUAGAUUCACGUUUAAUGCAAAACGCAGUACAAACAUCUAAUCGCGAAACAGUCCAAUCGUUGUUAGUGAUAAAAGCGGGAAAAAAGGAGAAAGGAGAGAUUACCGUCCUAAGAGGACGAUAGCUGAAACGGUUCUAUUCGUUGUUGUAGGAGAUAUUAUGUUUUAAUGCGUUUGUUUUAUUUUUCUUGUUUGUUACAAAUAGUCUUAGUUCCAUGAUGGAAACGGAGGCGAGUAAAGUUUACCGUUAAGAGAAGAAUAUUGAAAAUGCUCACGGCAGUAAUGCGGCCGGCCUUUUUGCUAUUGCUAUCCCAACGACUUUCCCUAUACUGAACUAUUAACUUAAUCUUUUCUAUUACUUCGAUUUAACGUAAACAAUCUAGUUUCCAGUCUUUAGCGUUAAUGCUUAAUUGUCCACAUUCUCCAAGAAACGCCUGAUAGAUUUCGCAUUUGUCUAUAUAAUUCCCCCAGGGGGAAUCUCGAUGUGAACGAAACCGUGCGAGUAAAAAAGGAGUCUGUUAUCUGUUGUUUAUUUGUUCCUAUUAGGGGAGGAAUCGGCAAGUCCGGCAACUUUGUCAAUAUUUUUGCAAUACUGCUAGCUUGAAGCUUCAAGUAAUGUUACUCCUGAUCGGUUUAAAAUCAGCUGGCGACAUCCUGAGGGACGACUUUGCCGAUCCCUGCUAUGUGCUACGUUAGUAUUUUAGUAUUACUAUCCUAUUUCUCUAACGGAACUGUCCGCUGUGUAUUUCUGCUAAGUACCUACCUAUAUCUAUCUACUAUUAAAGUGCUGUAGCUUUGCUAUUACAUUCUUUAUUGUGCCAAAUAUUACAAAACUAUGCCAAAUGUGCAAUAAUAUGCAGUCGGAAGUUAAAGCUUAAGCAUGAUAACCAGAGUCAGUUAGUUUUGCGACAAUUGUUUUGUUGGGAUUGAAUAGAAUUUAAAUGCAUCUGUAAAAGAUGAUAAUAUGCGGCAAGUUAUGAAGUAGUCGAGUCAGUUGUUUUCAUUUCGGGGAGCUUACUGUUAGUAUAGAGAGUAGAAUUCUCUCAAGCUUUUCGUCAGGAGUAGAUAUCGCGGGACGAAGAAACGGAGUGUGGGUGAAAACACAGUCAAUUUUAGCAAUUAGUUUUAGUAUGCUUUUAACCUAGUCAUUUUGUUCGUACAAGGCCGUCAACAAUAGCGUUCGUUUUUGCGUUUAACGAUCAGAGCAGAAUUCGAGGUACCAAAGCAAACACCAUGGGUACGGUAACGAACAAAUGCAACUUGCCAAGGAGCACUACUGUUUGCAGAACAACACCCAAACUCAUUACAAAAUAGAGAUCGACACAUGUGUUUUAAAUAAA
This is a messenger RNA of Anopheles funestus (African malaria mosquito), 3949 nucleotides long. RefSeq names its product metal regulatory transcription factor 1 (gene MTF-1). The record is from RefSeq and is a predicted model, not a curated record. Gene Ontology annotation, cellular component: nucleus. The coding region runs from base 164 to 2563 and encodes 799 amino acids. Gene Ontology annotation, biological process: regulation of transcription by RNA polymerase II. The transcript is spliced from 6 exons. Lineage: Eukaryota; Metazoa; Arthropoda; Insecta; Diptera; Culicidae.